AAGGUUAAUUUUAGUUCUUUUUUAGUGUUUUUAAAUUUAUUUUUGAUGGAUACUUCAAAACUUUUACUUUGUUACAACAAAGGAUGUGGAGCUAAAUUUAAUCCUGAUGAAAAUAAAGAAGAUUCUUGCAUUUUCCACCCUGGGCCGCCCUAUUUUCAUGAUGCUUACAAAAUUUGGAAGUGUUGCAAUAAAAAAAGCACAGAUUUUAGCACUUGGCUGAGUUUUGAAGGAUGUACUCGUGGACCUCAUAAUCCUGAUAAACCUUGCAAUGAUGUUCCUAAAGUUUUGCCGUCACAGUCUGAAGUUGAAGAAAAGAUGAUCGUCUGGAAUGGAUUGAACAAACCGGCUGAACGAUCAAAAGCUGAAAAUCGAGAAAGAGUACAAAUUUCAGUGCAAAUGACAGAGAGUUCCCGGAAAGCGUUAGAAAAUGAAUUACAACGAAGGAAAGAAAAUGUUGAAAUAAUCGAUGAAAUUCAAAAUUUAAAGCUUUUGAUUGGGACUGGAUGUAUUAAUAAUGCUUGCAAAGCGACUUAUACUGGGCCCGAAACAGAUUUACAAGAAUGUUUACACCAUCCAGGCAAUGCAAUAUUCCAUGAGGGAAUGAAAUAUUGGUCUUGUUGUGAGCGCAAAACUACCGAUUUUGGAGCUUUUCUUGAUCAACAGGGAUGUUCUAGAGGAAAGCAUUGUUGGACUAAAGUUUGUUUUAUAAAACUUUUGGGAGUGGGAAUUUUUUUAUUUUUAGAGGGUCUUUAAUUUAUUUAACUUUGAACAGUAAUUGCUGUCAAGAAAUCCUGUCGGCAAAAAAAUCAUUUUUUGACAUUUCCAUUCUAAAAUUCUGGGCAUUUAUCG
Messenger RNA from Meloidogyne enterolobii, 849 nucleotides. NCBI's taxonomy places the organism in Eukaryota, Metazoa, Nematoda, Chromadorea, Rhabditida, Meloidogynidae. The record is from the annotation of a GenBank genome assembly.